This is a messenger RNA of Phragmites australis (common reed), 684 nucleotides long. RefSeq lists its product as uncharacterized. The transcript has a single exon. The coding region runs from base 1 to 684 and encodes 227 amino acids. The record is from RefSeq and is a predicted model, not a curated record. NCBI's taxonomy places the organism in Eukaryota, Viridiplantae, Streptophyta, Magnoliopsida, Poales, Poaceae.
AUGUGCCGUCCGCGGACCGCCCCUGCAGCUGCAGCACAGCACAGCACAGCACACAGGCCACAGCACAGCACUCUGCACGCACAGCACAGCACACACUCCGCAGCAGUGCCCUUGCUCCGCAGACCGCAGUCCACCGCGCGCGUGCUCACCCGGCGCCCGUCGCGCUCACGCCCGCCGCGCGCCCGCACGGCCGCACUCACAGCCGCCUGCCCGCCGCGGCGCCGCGCUCCCACCGCGCUCCCGGCUGCCGAGUGCCGACGCCGCGCCCGCCCGCGCUCCCGGCUGCGGGCUGCCGACGCCGCCACGCCCGUGCUCCCGACCGUCGCGCCGCGCUCCCAGCUGCCACGCCCGGCCACCCGCCCGCUCGCCCGCUUGCCCGCCGGCCGCCGCGCUGGCCGCUACGGGACCACCUGCCGCGCCGCCCGCGCUCCCGACCGCCGCGCCGCGCUCCGGCCGCGCUCCCGGCUGCGGGCUGCCGACGCCGCCACGCCCGCGCUCCCGGCCGUCGCGCCGCGCUCCCGGCUGCCACGCCCGGCCGCCCGCCCGCUCGCCCGCCGCGCUGGCCACUGCGCGACCACCUGCCGCGCCGCCCGUGCUCCUGGCCGCCACGCCCGCCCGCUCACCCGCCGCGCUCCCGCCGCCGCAACACGCACACGCGGACACGCCACAGCAGUGAGAAUGUGA